AUGAUUGUCUUGCUGGUCAUUUUUGCUGCUCUUCUGUGUCCCACCGUCCACAGUACGGAUGCUUCAGUGGAAUGGUGCUAUCACAAGGCAGAAUGCAAUUUUACCACCUGGCCUAAUAUUUUCCCUGAAUAUUGCAAUGGAUCCAAGCAAUCUCCCAUUAAUAUUGUGACUGCAAGUGUUCAGGGCAACCCUAACCUGACCUCCUUUAACUUAACUGGUUUUGAUGACAGCUCCACCUUCCUGUCAGUCUUAAACUCAGGAGAAUCCGUGGUGGUUAACCUUGAUGAUGACAAAAUGUCAGUGCAAGGAGGUGGUCUUCCAGGUCUUUACAAAACUAAACAAUUCCAUCUCCACUGGGGUAACGGCAGCUCCUCACCUGGCUCCGAACACACCGUGGAUGGCAAAAAAUACCCAAUGGAGCUGCACAUUGUAAAUGUUCAUUCAAAAUACAACGGGAGUGUGUCAGCUGCUCUAGCUGCCAAAGACAGCACAGCAUUGGCUGUUCUUGGAUUCUUCAUUGAGGGAACCAAUGAAGUGAACAAAACAAAAAGCUGGGAUAUCCUAACAUCCUUUUUGACAAGCAUCCCCAAUUCAGGUGAUACAACCACAGAUAUCAUGAAUCAAAUCACACUGAACAGUCUGAUUGAAGGUGUGGACAGGACUAAAUAUUACCGUUAUCAAGGCUCCCUAACUACACCCAGCUGUAAUGAAGCUGUGGUUUGGACCGUGUUUAAAGAGCCCGUCAAAGUUAGUCACAAUUUUAUCAACCGCUUCAGCACUACUGUCUUUUUCAAAGAUCCAGAUGCUUCAGUUCUGAUCACCAACAGCUUCAGAGGAGUUCAGCCCUUGAAUGGUAGAGUUGUGACAUCACAGGUGGAACAAACAGCAGCUUCAUCAGCGGCCACAUCCACUUUAUCUAUUAUCACAGUACUCCUCUUGUCCAGUUUGUGUUGGCUAUAGAAAUAUGCUUUGUGCACAUUUAUGAAAUGAUUUAAUUUAUUGCACUACACGGUGUACAUUUUGAUUUGCAUUUGAUCAUGACUGAGGAUAUCUGUAAAUAUAGAUUUGUAUCCCUUGUGAUUGUUGUUACAUGGGAAAAAAUAAGAUGUAAGUUAGAAGUUUAUGACAAAUAGCUGUUCCUUUUUCAACCAAAUGUGUUUCUAUUUCUAUAUAUUUUUAAAAGCAAAUGUUGUUAUCUGUGAUGAUAAUAAGUUCUUAGAUGUAUUACGCUGCUGAUGCUUUAUAUGAAGCUUCUGUGUCAUAUUCAAUAUCGGAUAAUUCAGUAGUAUUUAAAAUGAUUUGUUUUUAAAUUGUAAAACCUGAUUUGCUUUAAAUUUAGUUAUUACAUUUAAAAU
Carassius gibelio (silver crucian carp) is the source of this 1355-nucleotide messenger RNA. It is a transcript of the gene ca15c, whose product is annotated as carbonic anhydrase XV c. The record is from RefSeq and is a predicted model, not a curated record. Bases 1 to 960 code for a protein of 319 amino acids. Gene Ontology annotation, cellular component: plasma membrane. The transcript has 8 exons. Lineage: Eukaryota; Metazoa; Chordata; Actinopteri; Cypriniformes; Cyprinidae. Gene Ontology annotation, molecular function: zinc ion binding; carbonate dehydratase activity.